Molecule: messenger RNA, 1399 nt
Organism: Zea mays
Lineage: Eukaryota; Viridiplantae; Streptophyta; Magnoliopsida; Poales; Poaceae
Exons: 1
Coding region: 500-1030 (176 amino acids)
Source: RefSeq, marked predicted
GUAGCCUCAUCCAUUACGCGUCAUCGUUCCUAUCUUCUUCCUUCCCAGAUUUUUCCGCCGCCGUUCCCUGUUGAAUUCUCUGCCGUCGUCCUUAGCAACGGCAGAUUUUUCCUGGCUCGCCGGUGCUUAUCCCCGCACCCGCCCUCGCCGGAUUUUUCUCAGCCGAGCUCGUCUUCUACGGCGCCGCCCCUGGGAGUCUUCAAAUAUCAGCCGUGCUUUGCUUCUUCUCCGUGGCCGGCGUCCUCUACCCCAUCCAUGGCCAGAGCUUCCUGUCCGACGCCCAGCCGAAGCCGCCCAGCCGAAGUCUCUUUCCUGGCCGCACGCCCAGCCCGCUCUCCUUCCUCUCAGUUCCGUGCUCUGCUCGGCCGGAUUUCCAUGGCGCGCGUCCAGCUUCUGGCGCCUUGCUCUCUCUCUAUUUCUCCUGCCGUGAGCCCGGUGCCCAGCCCCAACUCCCUGCCGAGUGCUCUCUGCGCGCGUCUUGCUCCGACUAGAUCCGGCCAUGGAGCUCGCCUGCACGUGUCCUCCCUGCUCAUGCCGCGGUGCUCCCAGCCGAGCGCCCUCUGCCAUGGCCGCGUCCCUAGCUCAGACCUGGCUUGGCCUUCGCCCCAGCGUCGCGGCUUCAUCCCCAAGUCCGGUGUCCAGCUGUGCUCGCGAGCCUCUCCCUCCGCGCGUCUGCUCUUCCGAGCUCGCCGCGACCUGCCGAAGCUCCCCUGGCGCGCCUAGCCAUGGCCACCAAGCACCCCAACUCCUUCUCAGUUUUCCAGCGCCUGCUUCCCUGCUCGGAUUCAGGGCCGCGCGCACGAAUCCCUGCUCACCAGCGUGCUCUAGAUUCAGCCAUGGAGUGUUCCCUGCGUCUCCUCGCCGGAUCUUUUUCCAGCUCGCGCAGGUCUGCUGCUCAUCUCCCAUGGUGGUUGGUCGCUGCUGCGCAGCUUCCUGGUGCCGCGACCCCCCCGCCGUGGAUGUCCUCUACUGCGCCAAACUGCGCAGCGCCGUUGACGCCUGCCGAUUGUUCGAUGCUUUGCGCGGCUAGUCACGGUCAUACACAGCAGUGCCUGCUCCUAGCUCCGCGCCCCAGUCCCUAGUGUCCGACCGUCGUCGUCACUGGUAGUACGCCGGCGCAGCGUUCCUGCACAUCAACACCAACAAGUCGUCAUGCCAUCGUCUUCGUCGUAUGGAGAUCGUCAUGCUGACAUGUCAAUGUCGUCAAUCGCCAUCCUCGUCUACACUAAAGAUCCGAGAAGAUUAGGCGCGGAGGGAAACAAAUUAGUACGUGGCGGAAAAAUUCUCGAUGUGGAAGAAGAAGUGUGAUUCGAUGCGACACUCACCGUGUAUUCAGGGGAAAAGUUAGAGCUGAAAGACAUCGUCCAUUUCAUGAUUUCAAGCCAGAUUUAAUUAUGGU